CAGUGGCAAGUAACGGUUCGUGUUCUUUACAAAUAAAUAACAAAAUAAAUAAUAAAUAAAAAAAAAUAAUUAUUUGAAAGUAAAAAGUGAUAGAAAAAUACAAUAUCCUCCAUUUUAUAAAUCAACAUAUUUCGUGAAAAAAACAUUUUUAUUAAAAAAAUUUUGAAACAAAAGUUAUAACAAUAUUCAAAAUCCAAUCAAAGUAUAAAAUAGUGAAAAAUAAAAAAUGAAUUUAUCUUUCGCUGGCUGUGGCUUCCUUGGAAUUUAUCAUGUCGGUGUUGCUGUCUCCUUUAAAAAAUAUGCACCGCACUUACUUCUGGAAAAAAUUGGAGGCGCCUCUGCUGGUUCCUUGGCUGCGUGCUGCUUGCUUUGCGAUUUGCCCCUAGAUAACAUGACUUCCGAUUUCUUCCGGGUGGUUAACGAAGCGCGCCGUUACUCACUUGGUCCAUUCAGUCCGUCGUUUAACAUACAAACCUCAUUGCUUGAAGGUCUACAAAAAUAUCUACCUGAAGACACCCACAAGAGAGUUAAUGGACGUCUACACAUUUCGUUGACUCGUGUUUACGAUGGUAAAAACGUUAUUAUCUCAGAGUUUGAGUCGCGUGAAGAAGUCUUGCAAGCACUACUGUGUGCUUGCUUUAUACCUGGAUUUUCCGGACUAUUGCCGCCGCGUUUCAGAGGAGUACGUUACAUGGACGGUGCAUUCUCUGACAAUUUGCCAAUCUUGGAUGAGAAUACCAUUACUGUGAGUCCUUUUUGCGGUGAGAGUGACAUUUGUCCACGCGACCAGAGCUCACAGCUAUUUCACCUAAACUGGGCCAAUACAAGUAUCGAAAUAUCACGCCAAAACGUCAACCGCUUUGUUCGCAUUCUGUUUCCGCCUCGACCAGAGUUUCUUUCAAAGUUCUGCCAGCAGGGAUUUGAUGAUGCAUUGCAAUUUCUGCAUCGAAACAACCUUAUCAAUUGCACACGAUGCAUUGCUGUUCAGUCCACUUAUGUUGUUUCUGAGACAGUUGCGAACACCGAUGAAUUUGAUCCCGACUGUCGAGAUUGCAAAAAGCAUAGAAACGAUGCACUGAGUUCACAUUUGCCAGAGACUGUGUUGAAUGUAAUUCACGACUGCAUAGAACAGGCUAACAAGGGCUUAGCUAAUUGGAUAUUCAAACAUCGUGGUAUUAAAUUACUCUCACUGCCAGCGACGGUACCCAUGGAUUUCUUUCUGGCCACAAUAACAAAAAUUUCCAAGCUGACCCCAAAAGUGACUAAACAAAUGCGUCAAUUAAUCGAAGAAUUAAUUAUUCAGCUUAACAAUACUAUGCAACUUCGUUUGCUUGACAAGUUUGCACUCUACGAUCAGCCACAUUUUGAUGCAACUGGCCUCUUUCACUCCAACCAUUUGUAUGGUCCACAAGUUUCAAUUUUUGUCGAUCAAUGCGGAACUUUACCUCUUAAGAGCGAUGUUAAAAUAAGUUCGCAUACUGACGCGUUGUAUGCGUACUAUUACAAAGACGACAACACCAACAAAGUUAAAGUGACUGAAAUUUUUGAUUUGGAUGACAUAGCGAAACAGGGGCUUAAUACAGAUCCACAAAUCUGUGAAGGACAGGUCGAGGAUCAUUCAAGUCCGCAUCAGCAUUGUAACAAUACUGUUGAUAGUGAUUGGAAUUGCAGUGAAUCAGACUUUUUCACAGAUGCCCAAACGCUUAAAGUAGAUCAUAUGCCACCGGUUGCGCAACAGGCUACACACCCAGUCCUGCAGUUUUCCGGUGCAAGCAUUCUCAGUUAUCCUGAAGAUGAUCAACGCUUCAACGAUUUAUACAUAGAAAUUGAAUAGAAAGUGAUAUUUUUAAUUUAUGUAAUAUAGAAUUUUUACCGAAACGACACCAAAGUGGCUAGUAGCCUUUAAUGUAACUAGCGUACGACUUAUGUACUUAAGCAUAAAUUAAAUUACGUUAAGUUGUAUAAGCCGUAAUGUAUGAUAUAUUUCUAGGCCGCAAAUUAAAAACGAUAUAUAAAUAUUUUA
This is a messenger RNA of Drosophila innubila, 2023 nucleotides long. It is a transcript of the gene bmm, whose product is annotated as 1-acylglycerol-3-phosphate O-acyltransferase Pnpla3. NCBI's taxonomy places the organism in Eukaryota, Metazoa, Arthropoda, Insecta, Diptera, Drosophilidae. Gene Ontology annotation, cellular component: cytoplasm; lipid droplet; membrane. The record is from RefSeq and is a predicted model, not a curated record. Gene Ontology annotation, molecular function: triacylglycerol lipase activity. Gene Ontology annotation, biological process: lipid homeostasis; triglyceride catabolic process. Bases 227 to 1834 code for a protein of 535 amino acids. The transcript has 7 exons.